Morus notabilis is the source of this 1860-nucleotide messenger RNA. RefSeq lists its product as uncharacterized. NCBI's taxonomy places the organism in Eukaryota, Viridiplantae, Streptophyta, Magnoliopsida, Rosales, Moraceae. The record is from RefSeq and is a predicted model, not a curated record. Bases 1 to 1860 code for a protein of 619 amino acids. The transcript has a single exon.
AUGAUUCAAACCUCAGUGCAAUUCGGAGGGCUACUUAGUGAGGAUCCUAAUGCUCGCAUUGCAAAUUUUCUGGAGAUUUGUGAUACCUUUAAGUUUAAUGGAGUCUCAUCGGAUGCUAUCAAACUCAGGCUUUUUCCAUUCUCACUUCGUGACAAAGCAAAAGGUUGGCUGAACUCUCUUCCUCCUGGUUCAAUUACUACAUGGGAAGAUUUGGCACAGAAGUUUCUUGCUAAAUAUUUUUCACCGGCUAAGACUGCAAAAAUGAGGAAUGACAUAACCUCAUUUGCUCAAUAUGAUGCUGAGUCUCUUUAUGAGGCAUGGGAAAGAUUCAAAGAUUUGCUUCGACGAUGUCCGCAUCAUGGGCUACCCAAAUGGCUUCAGGUACAAACUUUCUAUAAUGGCUUGGACGGCAAUCUUAAGUCCAAUAUUGAUGCAGCUGCAGGUGGUUCUCUAAUGGCAAAAUCUAUUGACUCUGCUUAUGAAUUACUUGAGGAUAUGGCAGCUAACAACUAUCAAUGGCCUAUUGAGAGGUCAAUGCGAAAGAAGGUAGCAGGAAUUCAUGAAGUUGAUGCUAUAACUGCUCUAACUGUUCAAGUGGCUGCUUUGUCUAAAAAAUUUGAUACGCUGGGAGGCAAUGCUAGCCAUAAUACGUACAUGACUUGUGAAAAUUGUGGAAGUAAUCAUGCCACCAACCAAUGCUCCAUUAAUGCAGAAUCUGUGCAGUUUGUUGGUAACUAUAAUAGGCAAGCUAAUAUGAAUUCAAAUUACUACCAUCCGGGUUUGAAGAAUCAUCCGAAUUUCUCAUGGGCUGGCAAUCAUGGGCCCUCUUCAUCAUCAAAGCCAAUGUUUCCACCAGGUUAUCCACCGCAAGCACCACCACAGGAGAAGAAGCCUAAUCUUGAAGAUUUGGUAGCGCAAAUGGCUUCAAAUACUAAUCAAUUAAUAACAGAGACAAGGACUCAACUCCAAAGUCAAGCGGCCUCGAUUCGAAAUCUCGAGAUGCAAGUGGGACAAUUGGCUAAUUCUAUGAAUAACCGUUCGCAAGGAGUUUUACCUAGCAACACGGAGAACAAUCCAAGAAGAGAUGAUAAAGAACACUGCAAAGCAAUCACAUUAAGAAGUGGGAAGGAGUUAAAUGAAGUUGACAUGAGACCAAAAACAUCAAGAAAGCCAGAAGAAGAGAUUGGGAGCGCUGAAAAACAAGUAAAGUCUCAAGAAGAUAAGCCAAAAAUGGAGGAGUCUCAGCCAUACAAUCCGCCACCACCAUUCCCUCAACGUCUUCAGAAGCAAAAAUUAGACACGCAGUUUUCCAAAUUUUUAGAGGUGUUUAAGAAGCUCCACAUUAAUAUUCCAUUUGCGGAUGCUUUGGAGCAAAUGCCAAGUUACGUAAAGUUCAUGAAGGAUAUCUUGUCUAAGAAGAGGAGAUUGGAUGAUUUUGAAACAGUUGCAUUGACUGAGGAGUGUAGCGCCAUGAUUCAAAAGAAGCUUCCACCAAAGCUCAAGGAUCCGGGGAGUUUCACAAUUCCAUGCACUAUAGGUAAUCAAUUCUUCAGUAGGGCUUUAUGUGACUUGGGAGCUAGUAUAAAUUUGAUGCCAUUGUCAAUUUAUAAGAGACUUGGUUUGGUAGAAGCUAAGCCUACCAAUGUGACUUUGCAACUUGCUGAUAGAUCUUUGACUUAUCCGAGGGGUGUGGUUGAAGAUGUUCUUGUAAAAGUUGAUAGAUUAAUCUUUCCAGCAGAUUUUAUAGUGCUUGAUAUGGAGGAGGAUCAUGAAGUGCUUAUUAUUCUAGGGAGGCCGUUUCUUGCUACGGGGAGAACUCUUAUUGACGUACAAAAAGGAGAGCUUACUAUGCGAAUCUAA